Molecule: messenger RNA, 1135 nt
Organism: Camellia sinensis
Lineage: Eukaryota; Viridiplantae; Streptophyta; Magnoliopsida; Ericales; Theaceae
Source: RefSeq, a predicted model, not a curated record
AAAAAACAAAACAAAACAAAAAAUGAAAAACAAGAUAUCAAAGAAUCACCAAAUCAAUCAAUCAAAGUCCGAUGUACAGUGCAAGAAGCACCUGAAACACAGGCAAUCACCGGGUGUUUGCUCGGUUUGUUUGUCAGAGAGACUCUCUCAGUUAUCUUCACCAAGUUCACGUACUAACACCACCACCAUGGCUUCUUCUUGUUCUUCUUUAUCUUCUUCCCAUCACUCUUCUGAGUCAUCUCCAGUAUAUAGUGUAUACAGUUUGGCUUCGGAGGCAAAAAAGUCCAUCACCAUGUCUUUCUUGAGGAGUGCCAAAAAUGUGCUUACAAAAAGUAAAUCCAUGGCUUCUGUUGCUCGAGCUCAAAGAGGAGAGGUUAGAGAUGGGAAGAAGAAAAGUGGGUUUUGGUCGAAGUUGCUUCGUUCCAGAAGCAAGAAGAUCAAUGAGGGUGUGGUACACUCGAAGACAACAAAGGUCCAUCGGUGGAGAUUUCAUCGGUGAUGAAACUUAAGGAGAGGUUUUAAUCCAAUCUUCAUAAGUUGGAAGUGACAGGGCAGGGCUUGGAGUGGAUGCAGGGUACUUUGUCUAACUCUGACAAUAUAAAUAAAUAAAAACUUCAAUAUGUGUUUUAAAUAAAAUAAAUAUUUAGGUAUCAUUUUAUUUUAUUAUGUUCUGUUAUUAAUAUGUUAAAUUUAAAAUUAACCUUUAGUAAUAGUAGCGAUGUCUAACCUCUUGGUAUCGGAGUUCAGCCGUGACACUUUUUUUUUUUUUUUUUUUUUUGGUUUAACGUGUAGUAGCUAGGUUUUUAUGAUAGACACCAAAAGAAAGAACGAAUGAAUUGAGAAAGAUAUGCAACAUUUUAGGUUGUGUAUUGAUAUGCUCAUGCAUUGGCUAGUUUUUCAUGGGAUUGUGAAAAAAUAAAAAUAAAAAAUGUUUUGUUUAGUAUAAUUCUUUUAGUGAAAUGUUGAUAACAAUUAACUAUAUGUUAUUAUUAUUAUUUUUUUAUAACUAUGUGUCUGCGUUAGUUUAUGUAUAUCUUAACUAAUUUUCUAGUACUGUGAAGUUAACUAACAAUAUAUUAUCAGUAGGGUCUUUCUAUAUCUAUCUAUUCUAAUAAUGUUAGAACAAUUAUUUGAU